Messenger RNA from Pseudophryne corroboree (corroboree frog), 6755 nucleotides. RefSeq names its product mutS homolog 3 (gene MSH3). Gene Ontology annotation, cellular component: nucleus. The transcript is spliced from 24 exons. NCBI's taxonomy places the organism in Eukaryota, Metazoa, Chordata, Amphibia, Anura, Myobatrachidae. The record is from RefSeq and is a predicted model, not a curated record. Gene Ontology annotation, molecular function: ATP-dependent DNA damage sensor activity; mismatched DNA binding; ATP binding. Bases 241 to 3456 code for a protein of 1071 amino acids. Gene Ontology annotation, biological process: mismatch repair; mitotic recombination; somatic recombination of immunoglobulin gene segments.
CAUGGGUUUAGGUUUCCCGCUACACGGAACAGCCCGCCAACCUGUUGAGACGGUGUUAUCCAAAGCCAUGCUUAGAACACCCAUGUGUCUGCGGCCAGCCAAUCCGUGCUCUCUGGCUGCUAGUAUGGUGGUGGGCGUGAUCAAGGUGGUGUGUGGCCGCCUGGCUGUGCGCUGAGUCAGUGUUCUGCGCUCCGCCUGUAGCACUCAGCUGCUUGAUCAACUGUUGCGCUUCUCCCGGGUAUGCGGCGGCCCAAAGCAGGCCGGGGUCCGGCCUCCGUCCCCUCACAGCCCACCAUCAGUCACUUCUUCCGGCAACAGUCAGCACCAAGCCGCCCCCCUCAGGUCUCUGGUACCAGUGCAGUGCAAGAUGGAGAGCCAGUUCUGAAAAGAAGAAAAACUGGCCAUGAAAGUGAAGGGAAUGAUGGCACCGGUGUAGAACAUACAGAGCAGAAAAUGUGCGGAAAAUCAGUUGUUUCCAAUUGCACUCUGAAUAAGCUAAGGGAGUUUAGCAGCGAGUCAGGGCGACCGAUAAAUGAGCAGCAGGCCAUGCAACUACCGGAGUGCUUGGCUUCUUCUCCUGGGCUUAAAGAUGGCCUCCUGAAAUCAGAAAUCAUGAUUCAAGAUGGAGAUUCACCUUCUAACCUCAGCGCCAAAAAAGUCAAGUCAGACUCCCUCCCCUCUUCCAGGCAGCGGGAAAACCCUGUCAAUUCUUCACAAGCAAAAACUUCCAACCGCAGAACAAAAACUAUAUACACACCCCUUGAGGAGCAGUAUAUGGAAAUUAAAAAGCAGCACAAGGAUGCAGUUCUAUGUGUUGAAUGUGGAUACAAGUAUAGGUUCUUUGGAGAAGAUGCAGAGAUUGCUGCCCGGGAACUGAACAUAUAUUGCCACCUCGACCACAAUUUUAUGAGUGCAAGUAUCCCUACACACCGGUUAUUUGUCCAUGUUAGACGACUUGUUGCAAAAGGCUAUAAAGUCGGCGUUGUAAAACAGACAGAAACUGCAGCGCUGAAGGCAGCGGGUGAAAGCAAAAAUUCUUUAUUUACAAGACAACUUACUGCUUUGUACACAAAGUCAACACUUAUAGGAGAAGAUGUAAACCCUUUGAUACAUAUGGAUAAUUCACUGGAGGUUGAGACUGCGAUGACCGAUGCUCCAAGCAGCUACCUUAUGUGCAUUUGUGAAAGUCCGGACAGAUCUAAACAUAAGAAAUCUGAUGACCUUGUCUUCGGCCUAGUGGCCCUCCAGCCUUCAACAGGAGAAGUAAUACAUGACACCUUUCAUGACUCUAAGUCCCGCUCUGAGUUGGAGACCAGAAUAUUACGUUUGCAGCCAGUGGAAAUUCUGCUUCCCUCUGAGAUUUCUGAUGGAACGGAGAAGCUGAUGAACAAUAUAACAUCUGCAUGCUUACGGGAUGAUGACCGAAUACGUAUAGAGAGGAUGGCAAAACAUCAUUUUGAAUAUGCAGAAGCGUUUCAGCUCAUCAGUGACUUUUAUGGGCAUGGAUCAGAUUCUCAAACAUUAACUGAAGUCCUGAAACUAGACAAGAUAGUGAUUUGCUCUUUGGCUGCCCUCAUCACCUAUCUUAAGGAAUUCAGUCUGGAUAGGAUACUUCAUAGUCCAAGCAAUUUCAUGCCAAUGUCUAAUUCAGUAGAAUACAUGAAAAUGAAUGGGACAACACUCAGGAAUCUGGAAAUCUUACAAAAUCAAACUGACCAGAAGACAAGAGGCAGCUUGAUCUGGGUACUGGACCACACUAAAACCUCAUUUGGAAGAAGAAAACUCAGACAGUGGGUGACGCAGCCAGUAAUAAAUGCAAGUGAAAUCAAUGCUCGCCUGGAUGCUGUGUCAGAGGUGCUAACGUCAGACAGUGGUGUUUUUAACCAGAUUCGGGGCUAUCUAUGUAAAUUGCCAGAUCUGGACAGAGGGAUUUGCAGUAUUUACCACAAAAAAUGUUCCCCUCAGGAGUUUUUCCUAGUAGUCAGCACAUUGCGUUUCUUGGAAAGCCACCUUGAAGCAUUGAUUCCUGCCAUUAAUUCUCAAGUUAGAUCCACCUUGUUGAAAAAGAUUUUCACAGAGGUCCCACAAAUUCUCAGCCCAGUGCAAAGGUUUGCACAGGUGUUAAAUGAAGAAGCAGCCAAAACUGGAAAUAAAACUGAACUCUUUAAAGACCUCACAGAGUUUCCCAAAAUAAGCCAAAGGAAGGCUGAGAUCCAAGAGGUACUCUCACAAAUUCUAGGACAUCUGACAGCCAUUCGUAAAAUAUUGAAAAAUCCUUCCAUUUCUUUUACAACAGUGUCUGGACAGGAGUUUUUAAUCGAAAUAAAGAAUUCUUUGCUGUGCAGUGUACCAUCUGACUGGGUUACUGUAAGUAGUACAAAAGCUGUCACUCGCUUCCACUCUCCUUUUAUAGUAGAAAAUUACAGACAUCUGAAUCUGCUUCGGGAGCAUUUAGUCCUUGACUGCAAUACUGAAUGGCUGCAUUUUCUUGACAAAUUUGGAGAGCAUUACCAUUCAUUAUCUGAGGCUGUGAAUCACCUAGCAACUGCUGACUGCAUUUUCUCUUUGGCUGAUGUGGCCAAACACAGUGAUUAUUGCAGACCAACAGUGCAUGAUUGUGGAAGUCAAGUAAUUAUUAAAAAUGGCCGCCAUCCUGUGAUUGACUUAUUACUGGAAGAGCAAAAUCAGUAUGUCCCGAACAGCACCAGCCUGUUAGCAGACUCGGAGAGAGUGAUGAUUAUCACUGGGCCGAACAUGGGUGGAAAGAGCUCGUAUAUCAAGCAGGUAGCUCUCAUCACUAUCAUGGCACAGAUAGGCUCUUAUGUCCCCGCAGAAGAAGUCACUAUUGGUGUUGUGGAUGGAAUUUUUACAAGAAUGGGAGCUGCAGAUAAUAUUUAUAAAGGGAGAAGCACUUUCAUGGAAGAGCUGUCCGAGACAGUGGAGAUAUUAAAGCAGGCCAGCCCUCGGUCUCUUGUCAUAUUGGAUGAAUUGGGCAGGGGCACCAGUACGCAUGAUGGUAUCGCAAUUGCAUAUGCGACUCUGGAAUACAUUAUAAAAGAUGUGACAUCAUUAACAUUGUUUGUUACACAUUAUCCUCCAUUAUGUGAACUGGAAAAGCGUUACCCAGCUUUUGUUGGGAACUACCAUAUGGCUUUUUUCCUUGAUGAAGACCAAGGGACAGAAAACGAGUCUGAAGUUGCGCAUAAGCUGGAGAAUAUUACAUUCUUAUAUCAGAUAACUCGAGGAGUCGCUGCAAGGAGUUAUGGAUUGAAUGUUGCUCAACUGGCAGACAUCCCAGAGGAAGUUUUAAGGAAAGCAGCUUGUAAAUCUAAGGAGCUGGAGGGGCUAGUGGAUUGUAAAAGAAAGAAGAUGAAGACAUUUCAAAUAGCUUGGAAUUGGAAUGUUGAUAGUUCCAAGGAACUCCAAGCACUAUUCACCCCUGAGUGUAUCAUCUGAACGUUCCACUCUGUAGUCGAAAGCCAAUUUAACAAAGUCAUUGAGUGGAGAAUUUCUUAGCCUUUAGGGAUGUACUUAUUCUAUAAUGAUUGAUUCUUUUGAAAACCAGUAGAAUCCGAUACCCUACUUUCCAUGCACAAAUGACCCAUGAGGAACGUAGACAAUAACGCUUGGUCUGGCGUUUUAGCGCCUUGGAAUGAUAAAUGCAAAGCAAAAUCGCAACAAGCUCAGCAAUCGCGUAAUGUUGGCUGAAUUGCAGAAAGUCUACAUUUAAAGAUAUUCAUAUUUGGGUAAUAUCUGGAUUUUGUGCAGCCCUAGUAAUUUUGAAUUGUAAUCAUGAAUUUUCUAGUCUAAUUACAUCUUUUUUUAAAUAUGGCAUUAGUCUGCAUUUAUUUCCUUCACCGACUCAUUACUAGGUAAUCUCAGUGUUGUCUUAUUCUCACAUCUGUGCAUAGAUUUUGCUUUAGGCCUAGUAUGUCUUUUUACCCGUUAGGGGGUGAAUCCAAUUCGGCUUUUUAUACACGCUGCCUGAUUCAGUUAGCAGUACCCAGCUCAUUAAACACAGAGGGCAAUCUUAACCUCAUAGCCUCUGGUGCUGCGAGGAAAAGUCUGCCAGAAAACGCAACUACUAGGGUUUAUAGUGCAGAGAAAACCAUACAUUCUGCGUUUUACACGGAAUGUAUGGGUAGCAUGCAUUAUCCCUGCGUUAACUGCUCGUGGGAAAGGCAGUUUUAUUGAAUAGCUCUGGGCCUGAAAACCUAAUUAUAUCAUAUUAAAUGUAACAAAAAUGUGUGAUUUGAGAGAGCGCGUCACAAAAGAAUAUUUAAACUCGCCCUCUUAUCUUUAUCUCAUGAUUGUUCUCUGUACCCAAGUACUGUUUCUAUUAGAUGCUUCAUUAUGUCAUGCAGCCACAACCAGUACCUGACACCUUUACACCCCAAGGAAGAGUUGUUAUGUUAUUUGACGGACACACGCACAUAAAUACAUAGUAAGCAUGGUUGGGUUUGGAGGCAUCUGUAAGCAGAUCUGUUGAAAUCGAUGUAUUAAAACAGAUCUGCUCGAAGACACUUUCAAACCCAGCUUUAUUUUAAUACAUUUAUUAGGCAUGUCUACUAAAAUGUGUCCAUUAGAUCUGUCAAAUUAUAAUUUUCAUUCAAUAGUAAAUAUUCAGUGGAGCCUUUGAUUAUGGUGCAAGUAGAAUAUGUAUUUGGAAACGACAAGCGCCAUUACACCAUAGACCUAAAGGCUGGCUGUACAUCUUGGGACCCAGUUAGCCGCAUUGUCCUGACAUUACUCUGUGCAAUGUUUCUGCAAAAACUAUAUUGCAGAGCUGUCUGUAAACUUGUCGGCGGUUAUUCACGGUGGCUUAUGCACGCCAUCAUCAUAUCACCCUCUGUGGAUAAUUUAUCCUGAUCUGUUACAUCUGGACAAACGUGUAGCCACACUUUUCUUUUUAAGCCAGAUUCAGAUUUCAAAUGGGUAUGAGAAGCAAUUACGUUACGGUAAAUGCAGCUCCCUGAAGCUAAGUGUCUGUCCUUUAUUGAGCUGGGGAAAUAUUGCUGCUUAGCACCUGCAUUUAACACUGCAUGAGACUCACUGACAUAGCCGUAGUUCUGUGUAAUUACAUUUCCAGGAAAGCAAAAAAAAAAAAAUCCCAAACUGCUCCUGUCUCAGAGUGCGCGCUAAUUCAGUAAAUGGUAUCUCGGAGCAGGAAGCAGCGCGCACAUUUGCUUUCAGUGGGCUUUGUAAUGUGUGUCAUUCAGCAGUUUAAAUGGAAAUUGUAUUUUCUUUUUAUAAACAAAUGAAUAAUGUACAUGGAUUUAUGUCGUCUCGCAGGUUUUCCUCAUGGAUAUAAUGCUGGUUUUGUAAUUCAGGAUACUGUAAAAACAAAAUGAGAAUUAAAUCUGACACAUAUUGUACAAGGGCACUUUGUAUAGGAAAUUGCCUUUUCUAUGUACUGCGGAACCAACAGAACAAGUGUAAUGGCUCACAAAGUGCUCUGCCUAUCACUCUGAUAUACUGUGUGUAUGUGUAGGUGUGUAGCUCCCCACAUACGCCUAACCACAGUGUUAUGUCAGAGCCUAGGAGAACAGCGUGUGCUGUGCACACUUUGUGUUGCAGUCAGACUGAUUUUAUUUGGGUUCUAUUGUUUUAAUCACAACAUUUGUUUCUACCUCAUGGGAUAUAUUAUAAAGCAUAUUAUGUGCUGCAUAUACAAUUGUGUUCUAUAGUAAGUAUUACAUAUCUUACAUAAACUUAGUGUGCGUUCUUAUAUAAACUUGUGUGCUAUUAUGACAGUUAUCUUAUACAAACUUGUUUAACAGUAUUACAUAUAUCUAAACUUGUGUGUUUUGUGUCUUAUAUAAACCUGGAUCUUAGUAUGCAAGUAUUAUAUAUCUUUUAUAUUAUCUUUUAUUGAUGCAGCACCACAAUGUAGCGUCUGUAGGGAAAAUGACAAUAAAACACUCAUAUAUAAUACAAUCUUCAAACACAGUAUGGGGGUAUUUGUAGUGCCAUGGGAGGUUCAGACAGGAUAAGAGCUGCAACAAUUGGGAGUGGGGUGCACAGGAGACCAGAAUUUUACAGGGUAGGAACCAAGAAUGUAGAGAGGCCUGUUCAAUGAGGUCUUACAGUUUACGGGAGUGGGGGUAAAACUGAGACGUGAACUGGGAAUGCGUAAGUUUGUGAGGAGGGAUGGUAGGCUUUCAGGAACAGGUGUGUUUUCAGGACAGUUUGGUCCCUGCAGGCUCCCUCCGUGUCUCAUACAAUGGGUCAGUUUCAAAAAAAAGUUUUCGAAUGGAGAGGAAGGCAGUCAUCGGAAGAGAGGCGACAGUAAGAAGACGAGUGGAGAGGGAGUGUGGUCUAAGAUGUAUGAGAGUGAUUGCAUUAAAGGUGAGGGUGAGCAGCUAAACUGGAUUCUCUAGGGGAAAGGGUACCGGUGAGGGAGUUAAAAAAUAGUAGCGGUUGAGACAGAGCACCAAGGUAGAAAGGUGAGAUGAGCAGCACCACUGAGUGCAGUUGUGGGUGGCACGAUGAAAUCCACAAAAUAAGUAAGAGCAGCUUUCACCUAGAUGGUUUCACCUGCCCACCUAUAAACAUAUAUACAGUACAAAAACAGGAAAAGGGUGUCCUUUUGGGAAAUGCAAAUAUCUCAAUGUGUAAAACAGACUGAAUAUAUAAAGUACCAAUUAACAGUAUACUUUGAAUGUAAUGUGAUGAAGGAUAUCCAUUAGUCCUCAUAAAGAUCAGAGAAAUACAUGUGUAGAUGUAUUAAAAAACCUUUGGUAUCUUCUGUAUAA